AUGAACGACCGGUACCACCGGGCGGCCCGGGACGGCUACCUGGACGUGCUGAAGGAGGCCACACGGAAGGAGCUGAACGCACCAGACGAGGAUGGGAUGACACCGACCUUAUGGGCCGCUUACCACGGCAACCUGGAGGCGCUCCGGCUCAUCGUGGGCAGAGGAGGUGACCCAGACAAAUGUGACAUCUGGGGCAACACACCUCUUCACCUGGCAGCUGCCAACGGCCACCACAACUGCCUGUCCUUCCUGGUGGCUUUCGGUGCCAACGUGUGGUGUCUGGACAAUGACUACCACACACCGCUGGACAUGGCCGCCACCAAGGGACACAUGGACUGUGUUCGCUACCUGGACUCCAUCGCUGCCAAGCAGAUCGCCCUGAACCCAAAGCUGGUCAGCAAACUCAAGGACCGGGCGUUCCGUGCCGCAGAGCGCCGGAUGAAAGAGUGCGCAAAGCUCCAGAGGAAGCACCGCGAGCGUAUGGAGAGGAAGUUCAUGAAGGAGUCUGCGGCUUUAGACAACUUAGACGCGAUUAGCUUUUCUAGCUACACCAGCAGCAGCACACUGAGCCGCAAGUUCAACACUGUCACCUCCAACAUGCCAUACUCGCAGGCCACUCUGCAUUCCACAGCCAAGGGCAAGGCCAAGAUUCAGAAGAAGUUGGAGAAGAAGAAGCAGGUUGAUGGAACGUUCAAGAUCUACGAGGACGGGAGGAAAAGUGUGCGCUCGCUGUCUGGCCUGCAGCUUGGCAAUGACGUCAUGUUCCUCAAACAAGGCACCUAUGCCAACCCGAAGGAGCGGUCACGCCUCAACAUCCGCGACAUGUUCGCCCGAGACAACGAGGACGACGCCGACACCGUCUCCCGUGCCAUGAGCGACCCGGGCCUCCAUGAGGCUGCGUAUUCGGAGAUCAGCGCCGACUCUGGACGCGAUUCCCUGUUCACCCGACCCGGACUUGGCACCAUGGUGUUCAGGAGGAACUACAUGAGUGGAGGCAUGUUUGGUAUUGGGGCACGGGAUGAAGGAAGUGUAGCAGGGAGUGAACCUGUGGGUCGGGCGCCUAAUGUUCGCCUACGAGGUCAUCUGCCUCGGCGCUCGCCCAGCUUUGAUGAGGACAGUAUUGGCAGUGCCUUGAGCCUGCAAGAAAGAAACCUUCAGGAGUUACCCUGGGAGGAAACUGAUGUUGUGUUGGAUCAGGACUUGGAGCUAGAGAACAGUCCUCUAGAGACCUUCCUGGCCUCUCAGAACCUCAGUGAGUUCAUGCAGAUCUUCAGGAGGGAGAAGAUCGACCUGCAGGCUUUGCUGCUUUGUUCAGAUAAGGACCUCACCAGCAUUCACAUCCCUUUGGGCCCCAGGAAGAAACUUCUGGAUGCCUGCAAGAGACGCCUGGACACCCUAGAUGAACCAGAGGCCAUUGAAGACACUGAGCUGUGA
Messenger RNA from Chelmon rostratus (copperband butterflyfish), 1434 nucleotides. Its product is annotated as Usher syndrome type-1G protein homolog. The transcript is spliced from 3 exons. The coding region runs from base 1 to 1434 and encodes 477 amino acids. Lineage: Eukaryota; Metazoa; Chordata; Actinopteri; Chaetodontiformes; Chaetodontidae. Gene Ontology annotation, biological process: equilibrioception; sensory perception of light stimulus; sensory perception of sound. The record is from RefSeq and is a predicted model, not a curated record. Gene Ontology annotation, molecular function: protein binding.